AUGCUAAUAGAUGUCAAUAACAGAGGGGGUGAGUCACUGGUACACUCGGCCGAUCCACACGCAUCACUCACGCGAGGUGGACGUCUGUCCACUACAAAUUGUAAGGAGUCGUGUUGGUUCAUGUCCAAGUACCCAGUCCUUGAAGCUUUCAGCACACGUCCCCACGUUUCACGACCUGCCGGUCAGUCAAGUGAGGCCACUGGUUCAUUAACCACUGUGAAUCUCCCACCACCACCCGUUUUAGUCAUGUGGCCCCGGAGUGUUUCAAGACAACAAGCCGUGGCCCUCAAUAAGAGUGUUAGCUGUGAAACAGUAAACGCUCGAAAAUUACUGAACUGGGUGGUUCGAGGGGCGGAUAAUGCCAUGACGGCACAUAUGUUCAAAAUCGUCUGCAGCUGCGCCGCGCUUAUCAGGGGCACGUCGACUGGCCUUGGCAAAGAAUCCUCGAAGAGAUAUUAUUGUAGUUGA
Molecule: messenger RNA, 468 nt
Organism: Mesocestoides corti
Lineage: Eukaryota; Metazoa; Platyhelminthes; Cestoda; Cyclophyllidea; Mesocestoididae
Source: the annotation of a GenBank genome assembly